AAGGUGAGGCGCUGCUUGAAGAGGCGCUCGAUGCUGAAGUCUUUGAGGAAGAAAACCUCGUUGAGGUUGAGGUGAAGGCUGAACACUCUUUGAACAUGACUAACGCUCGUUUUUCUCUAUUUCCCAGAGAACAAAUGGCACCUAGACUUCCUCCUCCACCACAGCCCAAUGAACCUGAUGCGCUCAACAACACUAGGUUGUUGGAAACUGUGAUAGAACGGUUACAACAGCAGAAUACUACAUUGAUGGAACAAAACGCUACUUUAAUGCAGCAGCACGAGAAUGCUAUGCAGAGUUUGGAGGCCUCUCGCGCCAACUCUGAAGCUACUCAAAGACAGUUGAUGGAUAUUUUAGCAGCAACCAGGAAUACACCGGGGGCGUCCUCUUCUACCGCUACACCACAUGCUGAGUGGAGCUUGGAAAGUUUCCUCCAACAUCACCCAGCCAAGUUUAGUGGGACGUGCCUUCCUGAUGAGGCAGAUCAAUGGCUGCGUGACAUGGAUAGGGUGUAUAAUGCAAAGAGGUGCUCGGAUGAAAAUCGUCUGGCUUUCACAGAAUACCUUCUGACUGGAGAAGCGAGCCACUGGUGGGCGAGCGUGAGGGCUAUAUUGAUGGACGCUCACAGUCCUAUUACUUGGGAAGUGUUCAGAAACAAAUUCUAUGAAGAGUAUUUUCCAGACAGUGUUCGUUUCGCCAAGGAGGUGGAGUUCCUACAGUUGGUACAUGGGGGAAUGUCUGUUUCUGAGUAUACGAACAAGUUCAAGCAUUUGGUUCGUUUCAAUACCAUGGCGACCAGUGAGGAGUGGCAGUGUAGAAAGUUUGAAAAUGGACUGAGGAGUGAUUUGAAGGUGUUAAUUUCCAGCUUAUGUAUUCGGUCAUUUCCUGCAAUGGUUGAGAGGGCUAAAGUAUUGGAGAAAAAUAUGGCUGAGGCAGAACAACACAAGAAACAACAAGCAACUAGAGGACCAAUUCUACCAAGGACGAACCUGAAUCGGAAUAGGACACCGUACGCUCGUCCAGCUCAGACGAGUGGUUCUCAAGCUUUGGUGGUUGUUGGACAAUCAGGACAACAAGGGAUGGUCAGAUGUUUUCAAUGUGGGGGACCUCAUUUUAAAUCCGUAUGCCCUCAGUUGGUUGGAGGAAAAUAUUGCACUCGGUGUAGGAGAAACGACCAUCUGAAGAACGAGUGCAAUAUGGGCGGACGUGCUGUUAUGAGGCCACCGAACACUAGAAGGAACCAGCAAGGGAGAGGUGGACGAGCCCAAGCUGUUGGGCGUGUGUAUGCAAUUACGGGAGCGAAAGCAGCAAGCUCAGGUACGCUCAUCAUUGGUACCUGUUUAGUAUAUGGAGAACCAUGUUGCGUGCUAUAUGAUUCGGGGGCGACACACUCCUUCAUCUCGAAGGCGUGCAUUGAAAAACUGGGGUUAGCUGAGAGCGAGAUGCAAUUUGAUUUUGUGGUGUCAACCUCAGCGGUUGGUGAGGAGUUAGAAGUGAUUUUGGGAAUGGAUUGGCUGACUACCAAUCACAUUCUCAUAGACUUUGGUGCUAAGGAAUUAAUUUUUCCUGGAGAAGAUGAAGAAGACUUGAGUGUGACGCUUGGUCAGUUGAAAGAAGAUAUCAUGGAGGGCGCUAGCUGCUUUUUGAUAAUGACACACGAAGACAGGGAAAUUGGAGAUAAGAGUUUUGAACGAUCGUCCAACAUCAUUGGAGGAUGA
Vigna umbellata (rice bean) is the source of this 1715-nucleotide messenger RNA. RefSeq lists its product as uncharacterized. The record is from RefSeq and is a predicted model, not a curated record. Lineage: Eukaryota; Viridiplantae; Streptophyta; Magnoliopsida; Fabales; Fabaceae.